Messenger RNA from Acanthoscelides obtectus, 9021 nucleotides. Lineage: Eukaryota; Metazoa; Arthropoda; Insecta; Coleoptera; Chrysomelidae. The record is from the annotation of a GenBank genome assembly.
GCCACAACUAAUCAAUAUCAGUCAGGUGGGCGAGCUGCCAGUUUCAAGGUCGUGCCAUCGAUUUUAGGUUAAGAACUGUCAAAAAAUAAACGAAAUAGGACACCAGGGUUUCAAAAAUUAUAAACAAUGACGACGAAAACAAAAUGUAAAGUGGACUGUGAUGGCAGCGUCUGCCUCCGCGAUAUCUUGAACUCGUUCAACUCUUCAGUGAAAGAAGAACACGCCUGGGCCUUGUGCUACCAGCUGGCCAGGCACCUGAACGAAGUCUGUGAGGCCCCGAACAGUGACUGUCGUCUGAUAGCUGAGACCCAGUACGUCUUCCUGAAGACUGACGGCAAUGUGCAUGAGAAAACAACAGCUCCGAGUGAACAGUCUCCAGGAAAAACUCUCCGGAGUCAAAAAGAAAUUGUUGCUGGCAUAGGGCUUGUAAUCUAUGCCACACUUGAUCCAGAAAUGAGAACUGGCGAAGAAGUGGUGAUUAGCAAUGAUCUGGAACAGCUAAUCAGUGAUAUGAUUACAGAUCAGAGUACCAGUGCAGAUCAUAGUCAUCAUGAGACUGAUGAUGAAGGUAUUGAGAGAGAUUCAGAAGAAGCAGAUGAAGCUGUAGGUCCAUCACAAACCUCAACAAGUGUCACUUUACAAGAAGUGAUCAAAAGAUGUGAAGAUCAUUUGGGUACCCUAACCAAGCAACAAGCUGAAGCUCACUACAAAGCAGUGGUUAGAGCCUUAGUUGCAGAGGCUCUGGAACUUGCCAUGUUUUUGGAAAAAGUAGCACAAGGAACUAUCAGUCUGCCUACAAACACUGCCAAUCCCAAGUUGGAACAGUUGCAGUUUUCUGAUUGGGCCAGAUUCUGGGUACAAGUCAUGGGUGAACUAAGAACUGGUGUCAAAUUGAAGAAAGUCAACUUUAGCAAAGCUCCAAUUGAAUAUGAGUUGACUCCGUAUGAGAUUUUGAUGAAGGAUAUUAGAAACUGCAGGUAUAAUCUUCGUAAGAUAAUGGUGAGAGGAGAUGUACCGUCAAGGGUGACCAAAGAUGCGCAUGCCAUCAUUCUGGAGUUCAUCCGUUCACGACCUCCGUUGAAGAAAGUGAGCGAUAGGAAGCUUCCACCGCAACCACGACAGUUAACACCUAGGGAGCAAUUGUUGAACUCGAUCAGAAAGGGUAGAAAACUUAGACCGGUACCAGUUCCAAGGAGUUCCCGUUCUGUGGUAUCGCCGAUGCCGAUCAACGCGACCGCCGUCACCGACACCUCCCCUCCAAAACCGGCGGUACGCAAACUGAUCAAAGUGGACUUCAGCCAGUUGGACGCAGACGACGACGACGACGAUGACCUAGACAUGUUCGACCAAUUGGAGACGCCAGAAACGUCGCUGGAGCCCGGGUUGUGGGCGGGAGAGUGUGGACCUGCGUCUAUCAGUGAUUCCGUGCUGGAACCGUACGAUUUGGCAACGCCGGAGAUAGGUGGAAGGGAUUUAAGGAGGAGGAGCACGCUGGAGGUGCUCGACGCCAAUAUAGGCUGUUACUCAGUACCGCAGUCGAGGCCGGGAUCACGACAAUCGUGCAACAGUUCCGAAACGGAGUCUGUGCAACUAGAAGCUGAUGUAGCCAAACAAAUUCAAGACGAGCUAACUUGCUCUCAAACAUGGCAGGAUUCGAUAUCUUUGGAUGACAGGUUGUCGUUGACUCUUUCGGAAAUCGUGCAUAUACGUACGGUUUUGACUAAGGCGGAGCUGGAAGCGCUACCAGUUGAAGGUCGCGUCCGUCACGAUGUCGAAUCCCGCAAGGUGUGCUUCCUCUGUUUGAAGACCCGUUUCGGCAUUUUCGGGCCAUGGGGCCGCCGCUGCUCGCUGUGUCGUCGCACCGUAUGCGCCCGUUGCUGUCGCCGGGCCUCUGUGCCGCCUGAACAAUUCGCCGCUGUCCCGGUCGCGCUGCUCAGCCCCAGCGUGCUGGGAACGCCCGAAGGGGAGGAGCCGGGAAGGCGGACGCCGUCCGGAAGUGCGGGAGGGGCUGGUACGCCGGUAGGCGGAGCGAAGACGCCGGUGGGCGGGGCUAGCCCAGCGGAUAGUAGGCCGGGAUCGGCGAUGGACGGCAGUACGACGUCGAUCGGAAGCGAUACUCAGCCGAGGUUCCGUACAAAAGCAACAGCGGUAGGUAGGGCCGCGCGAGCUGUCGAUCGCAUGAAAGGCGCCCAGCAGAUGGUGGUCUGUCACGAUUGCCGUCUGAUGGUGUUGCAAAUCAUCGAGUCAGCCAGGGCCAGCAGGGCCGCUGUCAGAAAUAAAACCAUACAGAAUUUGACGCUUAAUCUAUCGCCGGUGUUCUAAACUCAUGUUUAACUAUAAGACAUGUAACCGAUGUAUGAUAGAAGUCAUGAAUGUCAGGAACAUACAAAAAUUUCUUAUUUCUCACUCUGAAAAAUCUUCUCAUUCUAAUACCGCAUAUAAUAAUCAUUCAGAUGUAGAUUGCUUUAAAGUUUUCGAAUUCUUGCUCAGGCCAUUGUAGUAUUGAUCUGUGUUGAGCAGAAAUGUGGUAUCCCUAGUUUUUAGAUGUGCUGCCAGCUCUAAAGGAAAGGUUCUAGAGUUCGUAAUGCUGUGCAACAAUAUUUUUGUAGCUGAAGUUAAUAAUUUACAAGACAGUCUCCAGUAGACAGGACUUGCAAUUGCAUCAGAAAUACAUUUCUGGAAAAAGUGUUUUUUAUCAUUAAACUUUUGUACGAAACUAUUUCUUUGCGCGUUUAUGGUUUUAAGAUGGUGUAUAGUGUACAUAUAUUAAUUCUUGAAUUUUUUUUACCUAAGUCAUCCACUUUAACCCUGUAUUUCUUUCAUGCAAAAUUAUCAGAGGCAAAGUUCUUAAUUUUUCAUUAAUCUCUUUUUAGUUAUUCGAGGUUUGUCCAGAAAAUACGUAUAACAGUGAAAUAAUGACUUUAUUUUACAAUUGUUCAGGUAUUUCAAUAUCGUCUCCUCCUCUGGGCCAAGAUGCAUUUCUGCCAACGCCGUUUUCACUGUUGACACGAUCGCUGAAAGUCUUCAAUUGUGAGGCUCUUCAUUGGCCGGGUCGUUUCUGCCUUGAUGGCCUCCGCAACCCCCAAGCGUCGCCCCCGAAGCAUCAUUUUGCAUUUUGGGAACAGAAAGAAGUCGCAAGAGGCUAAGUCGGGUGAAUAAGUCAGGCAAAAAGUCACGCACAACGAGACGCGUGAGCGGGUUGUCGUGAUGAAAGAUCCACCUGCCCCCUUGUACCAAAUCCGGUCGGGCCACAAGAGCUCUGAGACGACGUAGAAAUUUCCGCUCACUGUCUGGCCGGGAGGGACAAAUUCCUGCUGAACAAUGCCCCGAGAAUCUAAGAAAACAAUCAACAUUGUUUUCACAAUCGGUUCCCCUGCUUGCUUCCACUCCAUGCAUUGAGAUUUCAGCUCCACAUCGAAUUCGUAGAACCGCGUCUCCAACCAAUCCUCACAGCAAUCAACUCUCCUUGCUUUCUGUUCUGGAGUUAAGAACUUCGGAAUGGUUCACGCGCACAAUUUUUCCAUUUCAAGUUUUUCUGUCAGAAUUUCGUAGACGACUGUUUUGGGGAUUGACAGUCGUUCAGCUAUCAUUCUAACUGUCAAUUGACGGUCUUUAAGAUUGCAUAGGAAGAUGCAACCACCGGGCCACCCCUCCACAACGCCUUGACACGAGACUCCGAACUUUUUAUUCGUAUUUUCCGGAAAUCUUGGUAGAAGUAGUAUUUACAAAUAUGGCUCAGAAUGGAUCUUGAAACAUGUGAAUCGUCUUUAAUAGUCUUAUAAAAUAUGGCAUCAAUUCAUAUCAAAAUUUUGAAUAAAACUAUGUACUUUCUUGUGAACUCCAAUUUAUGGGAAUUUAUAUCACGUGACAUAUGUUUCUGACAUUUAUGCUAUCAAACAUCUUCCUAUGAAAGGCGACUUUUUAAAUACUAAAUCAGUAGACGUAGUUUCGUUAUGUCCCUCCGUAUGGGAGACAUUCAUGUCAGAAGAAGUGAAAUAGAUGCUCAAGAAGAAUCAAUCGAGUAUAGCUGGUAUCGGAAAAAUGUACACGAGCAUAUGACCACAUUGGAAUAAACGCACGCUUGUCAAACCGUUUGGUUAUUUAACUGUGAAACAUGAGUUAAGAUAUUUGACUUGUUUUGCUUUUCCCCUUGAAACUGCCACUCUUUAGUAGCGUUUUCUAAGAAAGCACCCGGGCAGCACUAGUGUCCACAGUUUGAGAAGUAUGGCUUCAACUUUUGGAGUCAUUCAUCAUUUGUUCCAUUCUAUGAAUUCACUCCCCCAUCGAAACUGUUUCUACCACAUUUUUUUUGUGUAAUAUGAUGGUGCAGCAUCCCCAUCGACGGCAACUAUUACCCCUUAAAUUGUUUUCGGCUGAUGCCCUCUUUUGUCAGAAAUUUUAUGUUACUGCGACACCCUAAUUUUGAGUUACCAAUUUUUCCUCACAAUUCACUUUAUAGAUGAGAAACUGUUUAUCAAAUUUAACUCAAAUUUCGCAAGUGACGCAUUAUGCUUGUGCUUUCAUGGUUAGGUAGACUUCUUUUUUAUUGCCCCUCGUAUAAACACAGUCGCACUUAACAUUCUUACCUCACGUUCGUCAUUUAUCUGGAAUUGAAAAUAAGCAUUAAAAUACGAGGGUUGUCUUAAAAAUAUGGUACCCACAUUUUUUCAGGCACAAGGAAUUUUUUAUCUGAAAAAACGAACUUACCAUUGGAAACGUUGAUCUUUCAGUUAUUUUUCUAUAUAGUCUCCAUUUUUCUACGAUUUUUUUGUUUGGGCUCUCUUGUUUUGUAUAUCCCAGCCAUGUCCCUCAUGUUUUAGUGUAGGUUGAAUAUGUCAAUAUCUUUGAGAUUUCUGCAGCUGAUGCACAUGCUGAACAGUCCGAAUUUUCGUGAGAAACUAUGUCCUAUGCAGUGCUGCCCGAGUAUGCUUAAAAAGGUUCGCUGCAAGUUUCGCUAUCUGAACAGAGUGUUCUCAAUGUCUGUUUGUAACACAAGCUUCUUCUGACUUUGGUAUAUUAUGUCACUGUUUGAUGUGAUUUCGCUAUCUGAAUUUAAAACGUAAUGUUAAGGUACCUUUGUGACCCUUCAUGUAGUGAUAAAUGACCCCAAAGAAUAAAAGUAUAUGAAUCGAUAUAAACCGUAGCAAGAUUUAAGAUAUUUCUAUAAAUAUAUAUUCACACCAUAGUUGAAAUAUUUAAAUCACCAGCUGUUUUCAUGUUAAAAUUCUUCCAACUAGCGAGAUUUUUUCUAUUGGUAGAAGUAUGGAAAAAGGUAUUUUUUGUGAUAUGUGUAUAUAGAUUUUCCAAUUUUAUUUUAGCGAUCUAACUAUAUUAUAUUGCAUUUUAGUAGUUUAUUAGGUGAUAAAUGUGAUUUAUAAUUCAGAUUAAUGCUGAAAGUUUCCUUUUUAUCAUAAUCAGGAUGAUUAGAGAAUUAUACUCUCAUUUUUAAAUAUAAUUAUACGAUAAUUUGGAAUGAGGAAAAUCAAAGUUGAUAAAUUGUUGGAUCAACUUUUUGCGUCUUAUCAAAAUAAUAUUUCCUUAAUAGACACAUUGUUGAAAAAUAAUCAUCUUGUACGAAGGUGGUCUGAAAAGUUUCCGACCUAAAAAAGAUACAAGACAUUUUUUCAGAUUUUUCAACAAUCUCCUUGUAACUUUACACACUUCUCUUAGCGAUGCUCCCAUCUCUGCAACUCCAAAUAGUAGUAAUAAAAUAAUUGUUCACAAAGGUGAUUGCCUCUUCGCGAAGUCGCUUGGGGCUAGAUCUGGUGAGUAAGGCGGAUUGGUCAUUCAGUUCAAAACGUUAUUUUUCUGCAAAUGUUGCCGUUUUUCCGCAACCUCUGCCUUUAGCGUGUCAAGUAAUGAUGCGUAGUAUGCUCCUGUAAUGGUUUUUUCUUUUUGAAGAUAAUCGAUUAAAAUAAUUCCAUGACUAUCCCAAAAAACAACGAAAUUCACUAGCUUUUAUCUAUCAGUGCUUCACGUUGAGGUAGAAAACUAUUCAGACUACCGUCGCAUAGUAGACAAAUUAUUUUCUAGGCUUUAAAACUUGUUCAUAACUUUUAUUUACAUAUAGAAUAAUAUAGGGAAAUUUCACUUUACUUGAAAUUUUUGAUAUGUUUGCAAAGUGCCUGUAAGACAGAUUAUACAAUUCAUCUAUUAAGCUAUUUUUUGUUCUCAUCGACGCGGAUGCUUGAAAUUAUGAAUACAUCUUUUGUAUUUGUGUAUUGUGUCGUUUCUAUUUGCCAUAUAAAUAUGGGCGAUUAUCAACUUGACCUGUUGUAAAUUGAAAAAAGAAGGCUUUGUACCAGCUUGGUGUCUUCUCGCUAAAAAUGAAUCCUACUUUUCUACCAGCUUGGUGCACAGUUUGUGGAGUUUUAUUAAAUUGUGAAAAAUAAUAUGGAGUGUUGGUUAAUGUUGAUCGUGAAUUUUUAUCUCUAGUUGGCAACUUAGGACUUUCCAUAUCCGUAUAUACAGUGUUAUUUUUAACUAAACGGAGCUCUGUCAAAAUAGAAAAUAAUCAAAUAAUAUUUUCUGCAUACACUGACACUCAGCGGCUGAAGCAAGGCGCUCUGUAGGAUAUGCUUUAUCUCGGAUUCUGAAUGUUAUCUAGACGGACUGACAAUCAAGAUGGCCUGCCAUACCAAGCUUUGCAUCAGACACCGAUUGGUAGUGAAUGUAAACGUUCACACAAAUCAGUCAAUUUGUGUAUGGCGAAUGGCACACGAUCAGUAUUUACUGUGGGCCGUACCAUCAGUAUUUACCGAACAUUCAGACACACAGUGGUGAAGAAUAUCAACAACCUGGUAAAAAUUACAAUUUCUACAAUGUUUUUUAAUCGCUGAUUUCAAAUCUGCGUUUGUUUUGUUUCUAACAGCGCAUUUGAAGGUCACUUCAAGGUCAUAUCCUGGUCACUUUCAAAAUCAGUCGCGCUUUUGAGCGUAACCAAACGUGGUUUAGGGAUUUCUGCUGACUGAGUCUGAAUCAGGAGUCAAUAAGAGAUUUAUAGACUUUCCUUGAGGCUUCCGUGGAAAAUGUGAAACAAUGACUCUUCCUUGAGGAACGUUCAAGGGAGGAGUUAAACUCUCAUUUCACAGUAGGCUGUAACAGUUGUCAUUGACGUCAAAUAAAUUUUCUUUGGUGUCUGUAGCUAUGUAGCAUUUUGAUUAUAAAUUUAGAACGAUUUGGUUUAUUUGUGCUAAAUAUUAAUAAUGUAAAAUAAUAAUGUUUGCUUCCUCGAAUUACAGCACAAUCACAGAGGACUAAAAAACUGAAUAUAGGCAACCAGUUGCACCGAACUGCUCUACAGCUGCUAUCUGUUUUUAUGUUCAAUUAUACCUUUAAAUUUGUCUACUAUCUCGAUCAUAUGCAUAUUUUUGCUAAACUUCUUUUUUUUUCAUAGUCGCGCAUUAUAAAUUAUAAUAAAAAACUUCGGUAUAAAAUAUGCUUUUUUGUGAAAUACUGUUUUUUCACUUCCCCGCGAUUGCACUGUAAUUCGGGGAAGCUAACACUUUUUUAUAUUGCAUUAUUUAUUGAUAUUUAGCUUAGAUCAACCAAACUGUACCAGUUUUAUCAUCAAAAAUCUUUCUGGCGUCGUUGACAACUUGUGAUGUCAACUGUUACAUACUACUGUCAAAUGAAAAUGUAAAUUCUACUUUGAACGUCAAGGAAGCGUCAUUGUUUCACUGUUUCCAAGGAGAAAUGCAUUGUUUCCAAGGAAACAAGCCUCAAGGAAUGUCUAUAAAUCUGACUCUGUCACUAUGAGGGCCUUUGACGGUCAUUUCAAGGGCAAGUUCAAAAUAAAUAUCAUACGAGUUCAGACAAAAAAAGAGAAUGUAAAAAUAGAAAUCGGUUAAAUACAAUGUACAUGAAAACAAUGACUACUUCUGUUAUAUCGAUUGGAAUUUUAUUCUCUUUAUUGUGAUUCAUACUCCAAUGUUCGAAAUUUUUUAACGCACAACACAAUCACAAACUUCAAGUUUGAUGGUCUGCCAUUGCAAAAGUAGCCUAAACAAAGUUCUUUAACUUAUAAUUCGAAAUAGCUAAUGAAUUUCUUUCAUUUUCAUCACUUCGCCAAGUUUUCAAAUAAAUGGACACAUAUACCCUAUUUCACGAGUAUCCAUCAUGGUAGAAUGACAGCUGGUUAUCCAGUAAUACUUCAAAAUUCCCCAUAUCGGCACAGGACACAUAAUUCUGACGGUUGUUUUGGUUUUUUGUACGAUACAGAUUCAUUUUGUACUUGUUAACAGAUCUUUUAAUUAGAAAAGGUCAUUUGCAUACAAAAAACAAAACGCCCCAAACUAGUUUUACUAGACUUAUCCCCGAUUCAUUAUUGCAAACGUUGCAGGAUAACACAAAAGUAACUUGCUGAUCAGCUGUUCACCUCAGUAGACGUCAAAGCGUGAGAGAUUCUCGUGAAAUAGGGUAUAAGUGCGUCAUAGAUACCACAUUCCAUGAUAAAUACUGUAGGAUUACCGUCGAUAUUGAUCGUGUGACAUUCGUUUACGGUUCAUUUGUUGAAACAUUCAAGUUGCAUAUUUGUGUGAACAAACACGUUCAAAAUACGUACUAUGAAGUUUGAAAGCAAUUCAAAAUAAAUGAACAAUUAUAAAAUAUUAAUAUGGUUUGCGAGUUUUAAAAUUUUAUUUAUUUCAGUAUUAUUAUCCAUGCCAAAGAAGCUUUAUACGAUAUUUUGCUAUAUUUAUCUUUCAACACAAAAUACAUUAGAUAUUAUUUUUGAGUGAAACAUCCUCAACGAUUUUCAUGAUUUUGAAACAAGAUUUCCAAGUUAAUCUAGUAGACAGUAUUUAUUUUAUGCCAAAGAAAGUAUUUUAGUUCCUUAUAGAUUCCCAAAGCUGUAAAUAUAUAGAAUUUUACAAAAGCAAGUACAUAGUUAAUUCAUCUUAGUUUUUAGAUAUUUUAUUUUCAUUGAAAUAAUAUGUUAUGUUAAAACAGUAUAGGUAAAUUUUAUUUUGAUAACUGUACUCUAUGUGAGAAAUCUGAAUGUAUAUCAAAGGAAUAAUAAAG